AUCAUCCGGCUCAGUGGUUCCGGACUCACCUACUAAUAACUUCUCUUUUCCUUUGAACUGUCUCACUGACUAAACCAUUCUCCACUCACUCGACAACCAGCACCUCCAAACCCCAGCGAGUCUCACUCACUGAAAUUUCGGCGAAACUAGACAUGGAGGGAGUGGGGUCGCGGCUGGGCCGGGCUUCGUCUCGGUACGGCCCAGCGGCGACGGCUUCAGUGUUCAGUGGCCCGGUGAGGAAGUGGAAGAAGAGGUGGGUAAACGUGUCACCGUCUCCCGCCAUCGGUUCGCAGUCCCAAUCCAACGUUCACCGAAGAAGCAACGGAAAUGGAAGCAAUAACGGCUCUUCUUCUCGCCUUGUCCUUUGCCGCUGGACCCCACUACCCACUACCACUGCCGCUGCAGACGACGAAGCUACGCCCGGUGAGGAGGCGCCUCCCAAACGGAGAUUCCGCUACAUUCCUGUUUCUGUAAUUGAAGAACAGAAAAGGAGAAGUGCGAAAAAUGACGAAGAUGAAGCAAAUAAAAGUGAGAUUAGCCUAGUUAAAGACUCCCCAACCUCGGAAGGCAUUGAACUGAAUGCCGACCCUUUGAAGAAAGAUGCUCAGGAUUCAGAAAUCGGUCGAUUGGAUUUGGGUUUAAGCUUGAAAGGCCACACUGGGGACCGUGAUUCCAUUGGCCAGAACAAAGACUCUCAGUUGAAAAGUGCAAGCUCUGGUGGGUUUUGGACUAUGGCAUGAUACCAAAACUGCCAAAGAAGAUGAAUGUUUUCUUAGCAUAUUUGACUUUAUUAUAGUGCAUACCACUUAUUUAUAAUCUCUGCAAUGAACACUCAACAUUGUUCCAGUUUGUGAUCAAAUUGUAGACUUGUUGUAAUCUUCCUUACCAUUUGAGGUCAGUUUGUAUUUACUAGAAAUUCACUCAAUCUAGCCCCUAGUUUGCUGCCUUGAAAAUAUUGUUAUGCGGUCGCAGCCAAAUGAAUAGUUAUUGCCUUCA
Tripterygium wilfordii is the source of this 996-nucleotide messenger RNA. RefSeq lists its product as uncharacterized. Lineage: Eukaryota; Viridiplantae; Streptophyta; Magnoliopsida; Celastrales; Celastraceae. The transcript is spliced from 3 exons. The record is from RefSeq and is a predicted model, not a curated record. Bases 153 to 740 code for a protein of 195 amino acids.